UGCUUUUGUCUGAAUCGUCAUUAUUCAAGCUGCUAAAAAGCACUUCACAUUGUGCUUCACGAACAGCAACACAGCUGCAGUGGCCCCAAGAGAUUUACGCAAUUUCGAUGGCCCGUUAGGACAUAUUUCGUUUUGGGCCUUAGCAAUGGCAAGUGUGGAAAUUUUCCAUGGGUUAUCUAAGCAUUGGUGAAGUUCAUAUUGUUCGAGAACUCUUCAAUGGUGAUUGGAUUUAGGGUUUCGAUCCUGAUGGUCUAUCAAAAACAAACAAGAGGAGGUAUCUUUCGAUGUUCUUAUCUCAAAUGUAUCCCCUGAUUGUUACGUAAUCAGGGUUCAGUCUAGCUCUGCCUAUGCUGUUUUAUUCAGUUCAUCUUGAAUGUAUGAAAUCAUCAUGUACGUAAAUACCUUGUUUUCCUUUUAGGCUUUGAAUCUUUGGUUUUGAUGUUGAAUACUGAGUAAUCAAUCUGUUGUUGAAGUUUUUGAGAUUGUUUUCCUUAGAUUGAUGAGAUGAGUGUAGUGGGGUUUGACAUUGGAAAUGAGAACUGUGUAAUAGCAGCUGCUCAAGAACGUGGGAUUGAUGUCUUGUUAAAUGAUGAGUCGAAAAGGGAAAAUCCAGCUGUGGUUUCAUUUGGUGAAAAGCAGAGGUUUAUAGGCGCCGCCGGCGCAGCCUCUGCAACAAUGCACCUGAAAUCGACAAUAUCUCAGGUCAAGAGACUAAUUGGGAGGAAAUUUAGUGAAGCCAGUGUUCAGAAUGACCUGAGAUCACUCCCAUUCGAGGCAUCCGAGGGACCUGAUGGUGGAAUCAAGAUUCAUCUCGAAUACUUGGGAGAAAAACAAACAUUUACCCCAGUACAGAUCAUGGCCAUGUUGCUCGGACAUUUAAAACAGAUUGCGGAAAACAAUCUUAAGACACAGAUUACCAGUUGUGUAAUUGGUAUACCUGUUUAUUUUACAGCUUUCCAGAGGCGUGCGUAUUUGCACGCUGCAGAGAUUGCAGGGUUGAAGCCUUUGAGGCUGAUGCAUGAUUGUACUGCAAUUGGUUUGGGCUACGGUAUCUACAAGACAGAUUUUUCAAAGAAGGGUGCGACGAAUGUUGUGUUUGUGGAUGUUGGCCACUGUGACACACAAGUUGCUGUUGUGUCAUUUGAGUCUGGACGAAUGAAGGUAUUGUCCCAUGCUUUUGACAGCAGCUUAGGAGGAAGGGACUUUGAUGAAGUUCUGUUUAAACAUUUUGCUGCUCUGUUUAGGGAGCAGUAUAAUAUCGAUGUCUAUUCUAGUGCAAAGGCUUCUAUAAGGCUCAGAGCAGCGUGCGAAAAGCUGAAGAAGGUUUUGAGUGCUAACCCAGAGGCCCCCCUUAAUGUCGAGUGCUUGAUGGAAGAGAAAGAUGUUAAAGGAUUCAUUAAGAGAGACGAUUUUGAGAAAUUGUCUUCUGCAUUAUUAGAAAGAAUAAGCAUUCCGUGCCGUAAGGCUUUGCUUGACUCUGGCCUGACAGCUGAGAAGAUUCAUUCUGUGGAACUUGUUGGUUCAGGCUCUCGAAUUCCUGCCAUUACAAAGAUUUUAAGUUCACUUUUUCGUAGAGAACCGAGCCGGAAACUCAAUGCAAGUGAGUGUGUGGCUCUUGGUUGUGCUGUUCAAUCUGCUAUGUUUAGCCCCACAUUCCGAGUGCGGGAUUAUGAGGUGCGGGACUGCUUGCCGUUCUCAAUGGCAUUUGCAUUAGAUGAAGGGCCAGUCUCUUCAUUUGCAGAUGGAGUGUUGUUUCCGAGAGGAAGUGCUUUUCCGAGUAUCAAAAUGCUUACGUUGUACAGAAAUGAUAUAUUUCAGAUGGAAGCCUUUUACUCUAAUGAGGAGGAAUUGCCUCCAGGUGCAUCUACAAAAAUUAGUUCUUUCAAGAUGGGACCAUUCAGAGUUCCACAUGGUGAAAAAAUGAAGAUCAAAAUUAAAGUUAUUGUUGAUCUCCAUGGUAUUGUUACCAUUGAUUCUGCCUCUUUGGUGGAUGAUCAAGUUGAUGAUUCUACUGUAGAUAACAGUAGAGACACUGUUUCUGAAAGUCUGGAGCAAAGUUCUAGCAAAGCCAAUGGCUUAAAUCCUGAAAUCAGAAGGCUAAAGGCUAUGAGAAGGCAGGACAUAUAUAUUGAUGAGGUCAUGUACGGUGGAAUGACACAAGGUGAUCUCUCCCAAGCCAAAGAAAAAGAGCUUCAGUUGGCGCAGCAGGAUGUGAAAAUGGAGAGGACCAAAGAUAAGAAAAAUGCACUCGAGGCUUAUGUAUAUGAAACCCGAAAUAAGCUUUUCAAUGCAUACCGGAGCUUUGCUUCUGAUUCUGAAAAAGAAGGAAUAUCCAGCAGUUUGCAGCAAACUGAGGAGUGGCUAUAUGAAGAUGGAGAUGAUGAAACCGAACAUGUUUAUACCGAGAAACUACAGAGUUUGAAGAAGAUGUUGGAUCCAAUUGAAAAUCGAUACAAGGACGAAGAAGAAAGGGCGAGGGCCACCAGAAAGCUACUAAAUCGCAUAAUGGAGUUUCGGAAGGCAGCAGAAUCACUCCCCCAAAAGGAAAAGAAUGCAAUUAAUGGAGAAUGCAAUAAAGUAGAGCAAUGGUUACAAGAGAAAAUGGGACAACAAGAUUUUCUACCUAAAACUGCAGAUCCUAUAAUAAAGUUCGAAGACAUAAAGAAGAAAGCCGAGGAAUUCGAAGAGGUGUGCAGGAAUGCAACAGAGCCUAAGUUUCCUGGCCGCCAAACUGAGUGAGCUAGGGAAUCCGAUACCAGAAAUAAGAUCGGAUGACAUGGAAGUUGACUGAGACACACUUGGUGUCUGUGCAAGAAAGAAUUUGAUGCCAAAAGUCAUACUCGGGAACUUAAACAAUUCGUUGAGGUGGCUAUGUCUUUUAGACUCGGUGCUAUCACUAUCUGCACCUUCUGUAAGUUCUCCCUUAAUAUUACUGGUUAGAAAUGCCUGCCAAUUGACAUCAUCCCAUACAUGAAGCAAGCACACGGCUAAUAUAAUUGAUUCCCCACCCCCUUUUGUAGCCUCUUUUGUUGGGGAGCCUUCAAGAAGACUCACUAGCAUUUAUUCCAGACAUCUAUAUUUCCCCACUCUGUUUUUCAUUUUUUAAUUUUCCUCAUGGUUCUUUAGGACUCUUUUCGCAGCCAACACUUGAGAAUUAUAUCUCAUGUUUUCCAUGAUCUAAAAAAUGAUUAAAAUACUGUGAUUCCUCUCUUCCUCUAUAGUAUUCUUAAUGCAAUAACAAACAGUGUUACUUUUUA
Molecule: messenger RNA, 3257 nt
Organism: Andrographis paniculata
Lineage: Eukaryota; Viridiplantae; Streptophyta; Magnoliopsida; Lamiales; Acanthaceae
Product: heat shock 70 kDa protein 16
Exons: 10
Coding region: 505-2739 (744 amino acids)
Biological process (GO): protein folding
Cellular component (GO): cytosol; nucleus
Molecular function (GO): ATP-dependent protein folding chaperone; ATP binding
Source: RefSeq, a predicted model, not a curated record